UGCCACGUGACGUCAUUUACAAACAUCACUUUAUUAUUAUUCUCUCCAUUUUGUGAAAUCAACUAUUCUCCAUAUUGAAAAAUUUCUCGUAGGAAUUCCUGAAAUAUUGCAAAUUAUCUUUAUAGAAGUUGAAGUUUUAGGAACAUAUAAGAAAUGGCUGUCAUUAUAAGGUUACAAAAUCUUCCACUAGCUGCUGAUUCAUUAGACAUUCGUGAGUUUUUCAAAGGUCUGAAAAUUCCAGAGGGUGGUGUACACAUCGUAGGUGGAGACAAUGGUGAUGCGUUCAUAGGUUUUGCCACGGAUGAGGAUGCUCGUCAAGCAAUGAAUCUCAAUAACAAAAAAAUUAGGGACGACAGAAUAAAGCUUUUAUUAUCCUCAAGGACGGAAAUGCAAAACGUCAUAUUAGCUGCAAGGGAACGUCAAGCAAAGUUGAUUGCUGCUGCCUUAAACAAUCCUAACGCCAAUGAAAAAGAUAUAAAAAAUAGUAAAGAUGAUAAGAGUCUGAGAGGUCACAGUGGCCAAAAAGAUAAAUACGCACACAGCAGUUCUAAAAAUAACGGUAAUAAAUCCAUCUCGCCUGACAAAUUUAGGAGACGGAAGUCAUCUAGGUCUCGUUCUCCUUCUAAAGAUAGGGAUAGAUAUAGAGAAAGAUCUUCACGACAUAGAUCUAGGUCUCGUUCUUCCAGCGUGGAAAGAAAGAAAUACAAAGAUAAUGUACAAGGGCGCGAAGUAAUUACUUCUAAGUACAAUGAUUAUAGAUCUAAAAAGUAUGAUAAGGAUCCUAUAAGUUACAUAACGUCGAGCUCUAAGAGUAACGAAGCCCACGAUAAAAGUAAUGUAAUUUCUCAAAGUGCAAAGAAUUCCAUUUCUGUUCCAAUAAAUUCUGCAUAUGCCCCCUCUCAGAGUGUCUACAAUACUCUUUCGAAACCUCCCAUGCCUUCUACGCAAUCUUUUAAUAUUCCUAAUGUCAACAAUUUAUUAAUCCCUAUUCAACCGAACUCCAGCAAUCUGCCAAUCCCUGUUCAACCGAAUUCCAGCAAUCUGCCAAUCCCUAUUCAACCAAAUGUUAAUAAUGGGUUAAUAACUAUUCAACCCAAUUUAAACGCACAAAUAAUUCCACCUUACUAUCCACCAAUUUCUACUCAAAAUAUUCCUUCGAUUAACAUGAUUUCUCCUCUAAUUAUGAAUCCUCCUUUUAAUCCCGCAUUAACAUUAAGUCAAAAUAAUUUAAUAUCAAAUCAACCAGGUCUAUUAAAUAAUUUCCAAUCAAACAUGUCUUACAAUAACUAUAAUUAUACGAGUCAAGAUCUUCCGAAUUUGGAACUUAAUAUGCCUUUGUUUUUUUAUGCAGAGAUUAAAAAUUUGCCAAUCAACUAUAGCGCUAGAGACGUCUGGCAGUUUUUCUCUGAUUGUGAUAUAACGGCGGACAAUAUGUUCCCAAUAAUGGAUGAUAUGAAUAUGCUAACGAAUCGUAUUAUGAUAAAAUUUAAUUCUGCACAUAGUUUUCAGCGAGCUAUUCAAAAGAAUGGCCUACAGUUUAUGGGUAAUCCCUUAGAGGUAGUACACUCCAACGAGCAAAUGUGGUUGAAAUGCAUGGCGGUCAAAAAUAAUAUAUCGAAUGUUAAUCGCGCCAAUCAAAACUCAUUACUAGGACCAUAUAACCAAGCGGUAUCCAAUAGGAAUAAUGUAUCUUAUACCACAAAUAUGAUUAAUAACAAUGAACCUUUUGUAAAUAAUGUUUUUACUCCAAAACCCGAUAAUAACAUAGGAUUUUGUGUCAGACUAAGAAAUUUAGCUUAUGAGGCCAAAUCACCAGAUAUUCAGAAUUUUUUCAAAGAUAUUCCUCUCAUUAAUUUGCACAUAGAACAAAAGGAAAAUGGUAGAAUCACUGGAGUGGCUUAUGCCGAAUUUUCAAAUAAAAACGAUUAUGAGUUUGCUUUACAAUUGCACAAAUCUAAUUUUUUCGAGAGAACCUUAUUUAUUGAGCCAAUAAAUAAAGCAGAAGUUGUUGAUUUAGUGAAAGAUAAUUUAAAGAUGAUCGCAAAAAGCAGCCAUAUGGGCACCUAUAAUAAACGAAAUUUUGAUAAAAACUUUAAUAACUCUCAUCCAAUAAUAUCGGCUAUUCAUAUUAAUGGUUUGCCAUAUACCGUCCGUAUAAAUGACUUAAUUAGUCACCUUUCUCGGUUCGGGUUUAACCCCAAAGAAAUACACAUUUUGAGAAAAAAUGGGAACCCUAUCGGCCAGGCGUUCGUUGAAUUUUUUAAUGGCAACGAUGUGCACAAAGCUAUAACCAGUUUGCAUGGUAGUUUUAUAAGACCUGAUGCCCCUUUAAAAGUUGUCAUAGCUUCUAAUCCCUUCGAAAUAAAUAUGUUUUUAAAACAGUUUGAUGUGGUAAAUUGGUUAGAUGAAUAUGAUCCGCCAUGUGAUACAGGGAAUGCCAAACCAAAUAAUUAUCCUAGAAACGAUGACCAAAGGAGUAAAUCUUAUGUACCUCGAAGGAACACGCCUGGAGAUAUUGCCGUAAAUAAUUUUUCAAACCCUUCACUUCUACAAAAUCGAUCAAGAGCUUCUCGUAUAAAAAUUACUAAUAUACCAGAAGAUGCUUGCGCUGAUGAUAUUAUAGAUUUGUUUAAAUCAUACAAUUGCUUGGCACAAUCAAUACAUAUGGUCCAUUCACCUAGUGGUAAACCUAUAGGAGAAGCCAUUUUAGCGUUUCCCACUUCUGCUUUAGCACAAAAAGCUUUAGAAGGUAUGAAUGAUAAACCUUAUAAAAAUAAGAAAUUGCAUAUUGUUAUUCACAUUUAAAUAUUUUACUAUGAUUAUAAUAUAUAUUUGUAAUUUUUAUUUAUAAUAUAUUUUAGAAUUAGUAUUUAAUUUAUAAUAAAAAA
This is a messenger RNA of Gordionus sp. m RMFG-2023, 2888 nucleotides long. Its product is annotated as RNA-binding protein 12-like. The record is from RefSeq and is a predicted model, not a curated record. The coding region runs from base 154 to 2805 and encodes 883 amino acids. Lineage: Eukaryota; Metazoa; Nematomorpha; Gordioida; Chordodea; Parachordodidae. The transcript has 2 exons. Gene Ontology annotation, molecular function: RNA binding.